Molecule: messenger RNA, 2406 nt
Organism: Naegleria lovaniensis
Lineage: Eukaryota; Heterolobosea; Eutetramitea; Acrasida; Naegleriidae
Exons: 6
Coding region: 1-2406 (801 amino acids)
Biological process (GO): intracellular protein transport; endosomal transport; vacuole fusion, non-autophagic
Cellular component (GO): cytoplasm; endosome; HOPS complex
Molecular function (GO): actin binding
Source: RefSeq, a predicted model, not a curated record
AUGAGUGCCGAGUGGGUUCAGUUAGGAAAGGGCAAAAAAGGCCUACCUGUUUACUACCGAAAGAAAGAGAUCUAUACCAUGCAAUGGAAUGAAGAUCACAUCAAUCUUUCGGAAUGUUUGGUAGCAGCAGCAAAUUUCGGAGGCCCAAUCGCUCUCACCCGAGAUCCUAAAAAACUAUUAAGAUAUAAAGGAACAGAUACUAAACAAUAUAUUUUUGUGUUUUCAAGCUCCGGAAAGAGAAUAUCAAAGUUUGAGUGGAAUUCACAAUUAAACAAAUCUCUUCAAUAUAUCGGAUGGACCCACGAUGAAUCUUUGAUAUGUGUAACAGAAGAUGCACAUGUGUUUGUUUUUGAUAUAUUUGGUAAACAGUUACUUCAAUUCGGGUUUGUGGAGGAAGUGAAAAAUGCUGGAAUACUAAAAGUUAAACAUUGGGAAACUGGUGUUGCGAUUCUUACAAAAGAUUUCAAGAUUUGGGUCGUCUCUGAUUUGGAUGCACCAUUUUGUGAGCAGUUUGCGUCUAUGAAUAUUUCUACUCUUGAUUUUAAUGACGAGCAGGAAAUUGGAAUGUGUAUUUUACAGCCAAAUGUUACAGCAUCUGGAGAUUUGGAAAUUAUCAUUAGCGUCCCACAGAGUCCGACUGUUUUCAUUGUCACUUCUGAAGAAUGUCAUGACGUUGGAUUGGAUAAUGGACCUUUUCCGAAAAUUUGUGCUUCUCCUUCAGGAGAAGCUUUGGCAACCUUUAAUGAAUCAGGAUCUCUCUGGGUUGUCAAAUCUGAUUUUACUGAUAAGCAUGCUGAAUUUGAUACAAACGGAUCAUCUAACCCUCCAACUCAAAUUGCUUGGUGUGGAGAAGACAGCGUUUGUUUAUAUUGGGAGCAACUUAAUAACAGAGAAGGAAACAUAUCACUCCUACUCAUGAUUGGACCCAAUGGAGAUUAUAGUACAUUCCACUAUGACACUCCAAUUCAUCUCGUAACAGAAAUUGAUGGGAAAAAUGCUUCAUCCAUUAAGAAUAUUCGAUCUAUUAAGGCAAAUCUCAAACCCGCGGUGAAGGCAUGUCUUGAAGCAUCAGCGAACGAGUUCAACUCAUCUCUUCAAAAAUCGCUACUUCGUGCUGCAUCCUAUGGUAAAUCGUUUUGUGACGACUUUGACCACUCAGAAUUUGUGAGUACAUGUAAAACGUUAAGAGUAAUGAACGCUGUGAGAGAUCCCUCAAUCGGUAUACCCAUCACAUUGGAGCAAUACAAGAGAUUAACUCCUAAAGUGCUUAUCGAUCGAUUGGUAAAUAGAAUGCAACAUUUACUGGCAUAUAGGAUUUGUACCUAUCUCAAGAUCAAGCCUAAUAGUGUUUUAGUUCAUUGGGCAUGCUCGAAAGUACUUUCCAACGAAGAUGACGGUAUAAUAUUAGAAUCAAUCGACAAGAAGCUUUCAGAAUGCGAAGGUAUACCAUUUUCUAGCGUAGCCUCCACAGCAUAUAGUGUGGGUAAGAAGAACUUGGCUAUUCAGUUGUUAGAACGAGAGGAAAGAGCAAGUGAGCAAGUUCCUCUACUUUUAAACAUGGGUGAGACAAAGAAUGCGCUCAGAAAGGCAAUUAUAAGUGGAGAAACGGAUUUAGUUUAUCUUGUUCUGCUUCACAUGAAGAAAAAUAUGGAAGUCUCACACUUUUUCUCAAUCAUUAAUGAAAAAGGUUUUCGUGUGGCCCGUAAUCUACUUGUGACAUAUUGCAAGGAACAAGAUAUUGAUUUCCUUAAAGUUUUUUUCCAUGCAUUGGACAAGCAAGAAGAAGCAGCAGCCAUGAAUGUUUUAGAAUCUUUUGCCUUUGAAGAUGAGCCUCAAGCUCAUAAGAAGAUUCUUAAUCAAGCCAAAGAACUCUACAAUAAGAAAAAGGACUAUCAAUUGGACAGUAAGCUUUGUGAAGAACAAAUCAAACUUUUGCAGAUGCAAAGAGAUUUCGAUAAGAACCUCCCUUCCCCUGUAUUUGUUGGACUUUCUGUCGGUGACACCAUUUACCAUUGUUUGCUGACAGGAAAUAAGCAAUCAAAGAGGGUCAAAAAGGAAUUCCAGGUCUCAGACAAAAAAUACUGGUGGAUUAAGAUUGCAGCCCUAUCCAAGUUAGGAAAGUGGAACAAACUUGAGAAGUUUUCAAAGAAAAAAUCACCUAUUGGUUACCGUCCUUUUGUGGAAGCAUGUCUGCAACAGAAAAACAAGCUUGAAGCAGCGAAAUAUAUUCCAAGAGUAAGCGACAUUUGGGAAAAGAUUGAGCUCUAUGUAGAACUGCAACUUUUCAAAGAAGCCAUGGAAACUGCAUUUGCUCAAAAAGACCCAGACAUGCUCAGGUGGAUCAGAACCAAAACGCAACAUGCCCAGACCAAAGCAACCAUUGAUGACUUGCUGAAUAAGCUUUGA